AUGGAGGAAUCUCGAGCAUAUUUAGAACUCCAUAGAUCUCGACACCAGGACACCCUAUACCCUCUUUUUUUCCGGGAAUCUAUUUACGGACUAGCUUGUGGUCAUGGGUCCAUUUUUGUAGAAAAUGUCGGUUAUAACAAUAAAUUUAGUUUACUAAUUGUAAAACGUUUAAUUACUCGAAUGUAUCAACAGACUCAUUUCAUCAUUUUUACUAACGAUUCUAACAAAAAUCCUUUUAUGGGUUAUAACAAUCAUUUUUAUUCUCAAAUAAUAUUAGAAGGUUUUGUUGUCGUCGUGGAGAUUCUAUUUUCCCUACAAUUUUGUAUAUCUUCCUUAAGGGAAUUCGAAAUCGUAAAAUCUUAUAAUAAUUUGCGAUCAAUUCAUUCCAUUUUUCCCUUUUUCGAAGAUAAACUGAUAUAUUUAAAUCAUGAGUCAGAUAUACGAAUACCCUAUCCUAUCCACCUGGAAAUCUUGGUUCAAAUCCUUCGAUAUUGGAUAAAAGAUGUCUCUUUCUUUCAUUUAUUAAGGUUUUUUUUUUCUUAUUAUUAUAAUUGGAAUAGUAUUUUUACUCCAAAAAAAUGGAUUUCUACUUUUUUUUCAAAAAGUAAUCCAAGAUUUUUUUUGUUCCUAUAUAAUUUAUAUGUAUGGGAAUAUGAAUCUAUCUUUCUUUUUCUACGUAACAAAUCCUCUAAGUUACGAUUAAAAUAUUUUCGCGUUUUUUUUGAGCGAAUUUUUUUCUAUGAAAAAAUAGAACAUCUUGUAGAAGUAUCUGUUAAGGAUUGUUCAUAUACCUUAUCAUUCUUUAAGGAUACUUUCAUGCAUUAUGUUAGAUAUCAAGGAAAAUCCAUUUUGGUUUCAAAGAAUACUCCUCUUUUGAUAAAUAAAUGGAAAUACUAUUUUAUCUAUUUAUGGCAAUGUCAUUUUGAUAUUUGGUCUCGACCAGGAACGAUCCAUAUAAACCAAUUAUCCCAACAUUCAUUUCACUUUUUGGGCUAUUUUUUAAGUAUUCGGCCCAAUCUUUCAGUGGUACGAAAUCAGAUGUUGCAAAAUUCAUUUCUAAUAAAAAUGGUUAUGAAAAGGCUUGAUACAAUAGUUCCAAUUAUUCCUCUAAUUAGAUCAUUGGCGAAAGCAAAAUUUUGUAAUGUAUUUGGCCAUCCCAUUAGUAAGCCGGUUUGGGCCAAUUUAUCUGAUUUUGAUAUUAUUGACCGGUUUUUGCGGAUAUGCCGAAAUUUUUCUCAUUAUUACAAUGGAUCCGCAAAAAAAAAGAGUUUGUAUCAAAUAAGAUAUAUACUUCGGCUUUCUUGUAUAAAAACUUUGGCUCGUAAGCACAAAAGUACUGCGCGCACUUUUUUGAAAAGAUUAGGGUCAGAAAAAUUAUUGGAAGAAUUCUUUACAGAAGAAGAAGAGACUUUUUCUUUGAUUUUUCCAAGAACUUCUUUUACUUUGCAGAGGUUAUAUAUAGGUCGGAUUUGGUAUUUGGAUAUUCUUGUCAGAAACGAUUUCGUCAAUCAUUUCUAA
This is a messenger RNA of Glycine soja, 1518 nucleotides long. NCBI's taxonomy places the organism in Eukaryota, Viridiplantae, Streptophyta, Magnoliopsida, Fabales, Fabaceae. The record is from the annotation of a RefSeq genome assembly.